Molecule: messenger RNA, 1026 nt
Organism: Lycium ferocissimum
Lineage: Eukaryota; Viridiplantae; Streptophyta; Magnoliopsida; Solanales; Solanaceae
Product: TMV resistance protein N-like
Exons: 2
Coding region: 1-1026 (341 amino acids)
Molecular function (GO): protein binding
Source: RefSeq, a predicted model, not a curated record
AUGCUAAAUUUGGAGUAUUUGGAUUUGGGAUUUUGUCGUCUUGAAGAGUUUGACGAUUCCCUGGGGUAUUGCAGAAAACUCAUUCGAUUAAACUUGGAGGGUUGUGUAAGACUUAAGAGGUUUCCUUGUGUUAAAGGGGAAUCUCUUGAAUAUCUGAAUAUACAAAAGUGCUAUAGUUUAGAGAAAUUUCCAGAGAUCAGGGGAACAAAGGUUGACGAUUCCCUAGGGUAUUGCGGAAAACUCAUUACGUUAGAUAUGAUGAAUUGGCUUAAGAGGUUUCCAUGUGUUAACGUGGAAUCUCUUGAAUCUAACGUGGAAUCUCUUGAAUCUCUGGAUCUACGAUAUUGCUCUAAUUUAGAGAAAUUUCCAAAAAUCCGUGGAAGAAUGAAGCUGGAGUUGGAGAUUAAGAUGAAUUACCCUGGAAUAAGGGAACCACUAUCAUCUCUUCAGUAUCUAACUCAUAUUACCAAGCUAGAUUUGAGCUCUUUGAGAGACCUUGUAGCUCUUCCAAGUAGCAGUGGCAUGUUGAAAAGUUUGGGUAUUCUAAAUGUGUUUGGUUGUUCAAAACUUGAAAGCUUGCAAGAAGAGAUUGGUGAUUUAGAAAACUUGGAGAAGCUUGAUGCCGCAUGGACUCUAAUUUCACGACCUCCGUCUUCCAUUGUCCGCUUGAACAAGCUUAAAUUCUUGAGUUUUGCAAAACAAAGCUCAGAAGUUGGGCUGAAAGAUAGAGUGUGCUUUGUGUUCCCUCAAGUGAAUGAAGGGUUACGCUCAUUGGAAGAAUUGGAUCUCAAUUACUGCAAUCUAAAAGACGGAGGACUUCUGGAGGACAUUGGACGUUUAUCCUCUUUAAAAAAGUUGAAUCUCUGGUUCUGCAAUUUAAAAGAUGGAGGACUUCCGGAAGACAUUGGAUCCUUGUCCUCUUUGAACAAGUUGUAUCUCAGGGGAAAUAAUUUUGAGUAUUUUCCUCGAAGCAUAGAAAAUUGGUGUUCUUCGAUCCUUGGCCUUGAGAGAUUGCGAGAGGCUUAA